Molecule: messenger RNA, 1359 nt
Organism: Trypanosoma brucei brucei TREU927
Lineage: Eukaryota; Euglenozoa; Kinetoplastea; Trypanosomatida; Trypanosomatidae
Exons: 1
Coding region: 1-1359 (452 amino acids)
Biological process (GO): protein sumoylation
Molecular function (GO): SUMO ligase activity; zinc ion binding
Source: RefSeq, a predicted model, not a curated record
AUGCCAACACGCUCCUCAGUUCGUCACGGCGAAGGGGUACCAUUGCCCCCAGUUCUCCUUUUCGGCUCACAAGCCAACGCUCGGAGCUCGAGGGCGCGAGCAGUAGCACACGGGAGGGUUGCCGUAUCGUCUUCUGACGGAAUGGAUGACCUUUUAGAUGUAAAGAGACGCCUUCUUCGCGACAUGGAAUUGGCAAAGCGCUGGGACGCUCGUAGCGUGGAGUUACUUCAGAUCCAUCGGAAGCGAGCGUGGGAUAUCGCUUUUGGGAAACCGGGUGGGGAUGAUAUUGAAGUUUCCACAAUGGAGUUCUCUCUCUAUUGCCCUUACUCCCGCACUGCGAUGUAUUGCCCUGUUCGAGGCGAAACCUGCCUCCAUGUGCAAUGCUGUGAUUUGGAGUCGUGGAUUACGUUAUUCAGGAAGCAGCGCUCCCUGCGGGACAGGAGAGCACCAUGUCCCGUCUGCAAGGGAGGUGUGCUCGUGUCGAGCCUUGAGGUUGACUUAUGGCAGCUGCACGUCCUUUCGGAGAUGCCCCAAGGGACACAAAAGUUGGUGUUGAAUGCCGAUGGUAGCUACUGCAGCGGAGACAUUUCGCGUAAGCAGCGGAAGGAAGAGGAGGUAACGGAGGUUUUAGAUAUGACGCAGACGUCUACGCAGAAAGUAUUCACCGAGGAGGGUACCGGCGUUCCUACCAGUGUUUCUUCUAGUGCGAUGCCGGACGCAGCAUUUUCCAAGUCUGAGUUCAUCCGGGUUAAGCGCGAACGACAUUCAUUGGAACGCUUGACAGAUUCACCUUCCUUAGAGUCUGAUGCCAGUUUGGAGGCGACACCCGACGAUGACGUCGUGGUGGUACAGUACGAAGCUCCUGCAGUGGAGGUGCGUGUGCUACCCAGUCAGCUACGCCUUUGGACCGCACACUGUCCCAAGUGUAAGCAGGAAAUGUCAUGCAACAGUGAGGAUGCCUCUCCGAGUCAAUGUGGCGCCUGUGGUGUUGAAAAGAGCGGCUGGACUCUCGUCCGCCGCUUUCCCAAUUCCCAUGUGACACUGGAGCUAACUGGUGAUGGCACAAUCUUACUACGUGGUGUGGACGCGAUGGCGCCGUAUCUGUGGCGAGCGGGAUUUAACCGUGAGGUCUUUGUUGAUCCCCCCGCUGGUGCUCAUCGAUGGCGUGGUGUAGGAGUCUGGUAUAGCACUUUUAGGUUUACUAGGUACGAAUUGGAUUUUGUCGAGGCAUGCUGUGAGCGUGUUUCGCGGAAUGAGGCGGUAGGAAACAUUCCGGAGACGCCGUGGCUGUUCCGCGUCCCGGGCCAGCGGCGCUCUGAGAGAUUCUCUCAGCUUAGUCUCAGUGGUUCCGGGAGAUAG